ACAGCUUGCCGUUCUUGUCCUGAUCAUUUCCUGCGGCUAUAGGCUGUCGCCCACUGAUAGAACUCAGCCUUGUUUGCGAACACCAUCCAACCAAAACAAAUGACGUAAACAAUUACGUCACUCACAAAAAUAAAAAUGGUCGAGUUUGUUUUUUACGGUGUUUAGUGCGGAUAUUUUCGUGCAUUUUUUAUCAAUUUGCUCGGAUUUGGAGGCAAUUUCAAUCGGGAAGCGUCCAGAGAAGGACUAAACACCAUGACGAUGCAACAGUACUGUCUGCGCUGGAACAACCAUCAGCCCAACUUCAUCUCCGUCUUCUCCAGUCUGUUGAACAGCGAAUCGCUGGUCGAUGUCACCCUGGCUGCCGAAGGAAAGCACCUGCAAGCUCACAAAGUGGUCUUGUCCGCUUGCAGCUCCUAUUUUCAGUCGCUGUUCACCAUAAAUCCGUGCCAGCACCCCAUUGUGAUACUCAAAGACGUCAAGUUUCUCGAUUUGAAAGUGAUGGUCGAUUUUAUGUACUAUGGGGAGGUCAAUGUGUCUCAAGAGCAACUGCCCUAUAUCCUGAAAACGGCGGAGAUGCUGAAAAUUAAAGGGCUGGCGGAGAUUCCGGUCGAACAAACCCUCAGCAAGACUCACAGCACCUCUAUGGAGAAAACGGAACUUCACACCGCCCAGGAGUCGAACUGGACUGAUGGUGUUCCCAUGCAAUCCUCCACUCCAUCUCCCUGCCCUCUAAGUCCAGGCUCAAGACGGAAACGGCUUAGAAAAUUAUCAUCCGGUUCUGGAUCAGGGGAACGCACCGAACAGCUGGAAACGCAAGGAAAUGAGAUGUUGCUCAGCCAGAACGUUGGUAAUAUAUUGGGAUCGGUGAUAAAAAGCGAUCCCGGCGGCUAUUCGUCUGACAGUAGUAAUCUGGGUCAUAAAACCAAACAGCACAGUGGAGAGUCAGAUCUGCAGCGGGGAAGUUCGCAUGAGAGUGGAGAAAGCGAGACUCUACACCAGAUUACCCUGCAAGUUCCCCAACAUCAGCAACAAGAGAUUGGCCAUGGCUUGGAGACGGAUCCGCCCAGUGAAAUCCCUGGAUCCUCCGCGUCCAGCCAGCAACAAUCCGCUUUAGGCCUGCAGUGGAACAUGGUGGACCAAAACUAUUACAGCUCCUGCGGAAAUCCGCCUGUCCCAGACCAGCUGGUCAAUGGUGGCGCUUCGAGUCAGAAUCAGUGUAAUCUAGCCGGGGGCAGCACGCCUCAGAGCCCGGAAGAAGGUGGAUUUGUGGCGCAGAUCUCCAACUCGCCGCCGCAAAUACUGCAGAAGCGAAAGCGCAGCCUGAACCCACAGGGCGAGGAGAAUUUCAUCAAGGCUUUGAACGCGGUGCGGUUUGGAGGCAUCGGGUUCUGCAAGGCUGCCCGAAUGUACGGCGUGAACAACCGGACCUUGUGGUUGGAGUACAAAAAGCGCGGAUACCCGAACUAUCGGUUGAGCAUCAAAAAUAGAAAGCAAGAGCAGAGCCACGUCGAGCAACAGCCGGCAGUGUCGCAGAGCGAUCAGAUCUAUGUGAAGCAGCAGGAGGCUGCCUAUGUGAGCACCAAGCCCUCCAACGAGGCCCAAACUGACCAGAUUCUAUGCACCACAUCCACUCACCCGGUCGCUUUGAUCAGUGGGACCUUUUUCGAGGGCAAGCACGUGGAUUUGGGCCCGGUUUUACACCGGCCCAAGUUUCUGGACCCUGCUCUGAUCAACACCGCACAAGGCAUCAACUUUCACAGCAUCAACUUCGAGCAGAUGUGAGAAAACGGGCCGUUUUCUAGGAAAUGACCACCCAUUACCAGUACAGAUGUAGUCGUACCAGAUUAGUCUUCCUUUGGCUGUUCUCAGUUGGAAAAUCAUCAAAGGGCCAAAUGGAAGUUCAUUGGCCAACUGCGGCCCGUCUCUGUUUGGUAUAGAUGAAAUUUUAUUUUUUAUAUAAACAAAAUUAUCUAGAUAGUGCACAAAAUCGGAGACUGAACUAGGAUAGAUUGUUCGUGAAUUGAGGCAUUUAAACUCGAGAGCAUUUUCAGUGCCAUAGAUGCUAAGGUGUAACUGGUAGGGCUAGUUUGAGCCGUUUAUAUGCAGCGUGUUUGGUCAGUCCUCGCAGAUUUACCAAACGCCCUGUAUACAAGAUGUUCCUUAAUCCCCUGCGAUUUGUGUUAGUUAUACAGGGUGUCCCGUUGGCACCUGGUCAAAAGGGUUUUGGACAACUUUGACCAUCAAUAGCAGAAAUUUUGACCCUUUGAACCUUCUGCUCGCGGGACACCUUGUAGGUUUAUACAAAUAAAAGUUAUCGCUACGAUAACAAUCGUAUAUUGACCCUCUUCCCCCCUAUUGUACCUAUACAGGGUCGUUCAAAGUGCGACUGUGAAAGCGCGAUGGAAUGGAUUGAGUUUGGCGAUCGCAUUUUGGAUUUCCCCUGCCGUUGCUUGUUUAAAUGUGAUUUUGUAAAGCAUUGAAAAGUGUGGAGGAGGAAAACGUUGUUUGCCGUCCCUCAGUUGGUUCCGUUUUGCGCUUUUCAGUGCUAUUUUGAUAUUUAUUGCAUGUUUUCUUUGUUCAUGAGGCCAAGAUUUUUUUGAAAUGUAUCGUAUUGUUAUUUUUGGUUGGCCUAAUUGGUGGCAAGGGUUCUGGAUUGUUUCCGGAGCCCAGGAGUAAUCAAUUGUUUUGGGCCUUGCAGGCUUGCAGUUUUGUAAAAUAUCAGUAGCAUUAACAUAAAACCAAUAAAACCAUUAUUUAUCUA
Messenger RNA from Dendroctonus ponderosae (mountain pine beetle), 2761 nucleotides. Its product is annotated as protein tramtrack, beta isoform. The record is from RefSeq and is a predicted model, not a curated record. Bases 253 to 1782 code for a protein of 509 amino acids. Gene Ontology annotation, cellular component: nucleus. The transcript has 8 exons. Lineage: Eukaryota; Metazoa; Arthropoda; Insecta; Coleoptera; Curculionidae. Gene Ontology annotation, biological process: regulation of transcription by RNA polymerase II. Gene Ontology annotation, molecular function: protein binding; DNA binding.